This is a messenger RNA of Striga asiatica, 4555 nucleotides long. The record is from the annotation of a GenBank genome assembly. Lineage: Eukaryota; Viridiplantae; Streptophyta; Magnoliopsida; Lamiales; Orobanchaceae.
UACUAAUUGGUACGUUUCCUUUGAUAUUCAUUCCUCCUUACCCAAUCCCAACCCAUGCGACAUUUCUUGAAGUAUUAAUUCCGAGUUUUGAGAGAGAGAAGGCAUUGUCUAUCAUUAGAAUUAUAAUUUGAAUAAAAAAUGUCAUAACAAAAAGCACCAAUUCAAAAUUCAAAAGAGCCCUAACAAGAGAGAGACACUCGCUGUAGAACUGUUCGAAUUCCCUCCGAUUUUUUUCUUUUGCAUCAAAACCAUGGGCGGGAAACUGAAAAAUCUACCCUAAUUGCCGCAGUAUAAAGCCGGACCACCUUUGUAGAAAAUAUCCAUAUCAAUCUCAAUCCAGAAUCUCAUCAACUUUUGGGGGAAAAAAAAUUGUUAUCCGCAAAAUCAGCAGGCACUGCCAGCGAGGCGCACGCGUGUCAUGACCACCGGACGAGAUGACCCACCGCCGCCGGACGACGAGCGCUGCCUUAUGAAACGCGGCAAGUGGCGGUGCCGGUCGCAGAUGAUCGGCGACAAGGGCUACUGCGAGAAGCACAUCCAUGGGAAGCCCGCCGAGGCUGGUAGGGUUGGGAAAAAAAGAUCCUCCAGGGGCGGUGGUGUGCGUUCGAACAGGAAGAGAAACGGCGGUUCCUCCUCUGAGGAAGAGGUUAUCCCGGAGAAGAAGUCGAGGGGCAAGGUGGCGGGCAACAGAAGCGAGAUUCCGGUGGGUGUAGAUAGUGGUGAGGCAGGGGAGAAUGUGAAAGACGAUGAAAGGCCGGCGUUGGGGCGGAUUAAGGACUUUUAUAACGCAUGUCAUUGCGAUAGUGAUGAUAGAGAUCAGGGCGUGGAAUUUGGUGAACAGGGUGAAAAGGAUGCUGAUUUUAUGAAGACGAAGGAUCUUAAAUCCCUGGAGAUGAAAACACAAAUGAAAAAAAAAGAAGUAAAACGUGAUGAGGAUGGCUUGGGGCUGAAAUUAGCCAAGAAGAGGAAGGAGAGUAGUGCGGUGAACUCUGGGACAAAGGAUAAUGAUCAUGAGAGUCAGGAAGUGCAAGAGGAGGCAUUAUUUGCCAUGAAGAAACCGAAGAAGGAAGAAAAUGGCUCUGUUUGUCACUCGGAAACUGGGUUGAGGGAUAAAGAUGUUACAAGAGUUGAGAUGGAUUCUGGCUCAAACUCGAAGAUGCUCAAAGGUAAGGGAAUGCAGGAAGAAGAGAUAGCAGAUAUUGGAGAAGAUGAAAAAGUUCAACUAAAAUCGAAGGAUAGCUCACAACGUAGAAGUCAAAGAGUAAAAAAGACUUCAGAUGGAGAAAAAAAGACUCUAGAUACACAGAAAUCAACCAGAGGAAGCAAAUAUAUAAGUGAUGAUCCGAACGAUAAAUUCCAGAUGUGUCAUCAAUGUAUGAGGAGUGAUAGGAAAGUGGUACGGUGCAGCAAAUGUCGUACUGCACCUCGAAAGCGAUAUUGUUUUGAAUGCAUCCUGGCAUGGUAUCCAGAACUAUCAAAGGAAGCCAUAGCAGAGGCUUGUCCAUUUUGUCGUAAAUGUUGCAACUGUAAAGCUUGUUUACGUGGAGCUAAUAUACCAGAGCCUCUUAAGAUUGUUGAUCCAGCAGAUAAAGGAGAUAAGAUACGAUUCCUAAAGUAUCUCAUUAGUUUUCUCCUGCCUUAUGUGGAACAAUUUUGUUAUGAUCAGAUGGUGGAGAAGACUGUGGAAGCCAAGAUUUGUGGGUCAUCUGAUGUGAAGAUAGAGAAAAUUGACUAUUCUCCGGAAGAGCGUAUGUAUUGCAACAAUUGCACAACCUCUAUAGUUGAUUUUCAUCGAAGCUGUCCAAAUUGUUCAUAUGAUAUCUGUGUGACCUGCUGCAAGGAGAUUCGAGAAGGCUGUUUGAAGGGGUGUGAAAAUGUUACCGUCAAUUAUGCUGAAACAAAUAACGAUUACUUACAUGGAAUUUCUUAUUCCAUAGAGUCAAAUGAACAAGUGAGUCCAUCACGAAACAGAAAGUUAGACAGUAUAUCUGAACAGAUGCCACUCCCUAAGUGGGAAGCAACUGAAUCAGGUGAGAUACCUUGCCCGCCAAAGGAAAGGGGUGGCUGUGGAAAUGGCAAAUUGGAGCUCAAGUCUAUUUUUGACGAAAGCUGGCUGUUUGAGUUGAAAGAGAAGGCCAAAAGUUUAGUUGCUGCUUGCGGACCUGCUGAGGUAAUCCAAAGUUCCUCUCAGUGUCUGUGUUCGGAGUCCAAUGACGAUGCACAGCUGAGGAAAUGUGCAUCUCGAGUCAGUUCUAAAGACAAUCACCUGUACUGUCCAUUGGCAAGUGAUAUAAAACCAUGGGAACUGGAGCAUUUUCAGAGACACUGGAUCAUGGGGGAGCCAGUUAUUGUGCGUGAUGUUCUCAAACUUACAUCUGGGUUGAGUUGGGACCCAAUGGUGAUGUGGCGUGCUGUCCGUAAGGUUGUUAUUAAGAAAGGUUCGUCUGACUUGAUGGUAACAGCAUUAGAUUGCCUUGACUUCUGUGAGGUUGAUGUAAACAUUCAUCAAUUUUUCAAAGGAUACACUGAUGGUCGCAAAGAUAGUAGUUCAUGGCCUGAAAUGUUAAAGCUGAAGGAUUGGCCCCCAUCCACUUUAUUCGAGGAGCGAUUGCCACGCCAUAAUGCAGAGUUUCUUAGUGCCUUGCCCUACAAAGAAUACACGCACUUACGUAAUGGACCUUUAAAUUUGGCUGCAAAGUUACCGGAAAAAAUGCUGAAACCAGACCUGGGGCCUAAAACAUAUAUUGCCUACGGUUAUCCUGAAGAGCUGGGACGUGGGGAUUCUGUUACUAAGCUUCAUUGUGAUGUUUCAGAUGCGGUGAACGUGUUGAUGCACACUGCUGAUGUGGAUCCAAGGUUCUAUGAUCUUAAUGAAAUUGAAGAGUUAAAAAAAAGGCAUGCUAAGCAGGACCAAGAAGAACUCUUCAGUAAUGUCAAUGCAGAUGAUAAAGGGGCUGAAAUAGCCAUGGAGGAAGCAAAUGUCGGCAUUAAAUUGGAAGCUCAAUGCUCCACAGCACCUGCCAAAAUAUUUUCUGUUGCUAAGGAAGAUGGUCUCGAGCAGACUCACACCCCUGACGAGAGUAAAUUUUCUGAUGCCACGACGAAUGAUAAUGAACCUGAUGCAACUGCUCCUGAUCCUCUUAAUGAAAUUAGUGAUAAGGCUGUUCUUCAGGGUGAUGUUGAGGAGUCAAAUACUGAUUCUGGAUUGCCAUCUGGAAAUGUUGCUGAUAAAGUUGAAACCCAGAAAAUUACAGAGAGAAAUGGAAGUGGUAAAUGUGAAAAACUACGUAAUAAGGUGAACGAAAAGUCCAAAGUUUUGUCUGCAAAGAACCCUGCUUGUCACAGUCAAAAAGGAAAUAAGUCAAAAAAGAUCAACACUGAGGCAGGAAAAGAGACUAACCUUAAACACGCUGCAUCCGGUCUAGAUAAAGGGGAGGGAGGUGCACUUUGGGACAUUUUCAGAAGAGAAGAUAUUCCCAAGCUUGAGGAAUAUCUUAGAAAACAUCAUAAAGAAUUUAGGCAUAUUUACGGUCGUCCGGUGGAGCAGGCUUUACAUCCAAUUCAUGAUCAAAGUUUGUACUUGAACUCUUAUCAUAAGGCGAAGCUCAAGGAGGAAUUCGGAAUUGAACCUUGGACUUUUGAGCAAAAACUUGGAGAAGCUGUGUUUAUUCCUGCUGGAUGUCCACAUCAAGUUAGAAAUCUUAAGGUACAUCAAGCAUCACAAUUUUAAUGCCCUUGCACUUUCAUUUAUCUUAGCUACACACUGAUUGUUUAUUACCACAAUGCCUGACUAUCUCAAACAAUAAGAUAUCUAAUCUAGCUCCAGUUUGCCUAUUGUGUUUCCGGACUAGGGUAAAGUUGUUUAGAGUCGAUUUUUCCUGUGACAAGUGUUUUAAGGUUAAUUGCUGAUCACUUUGGUUUUCCCUUAUAUUUUGCUAAGUUCUCUGUUGUUACCAUAUUAUAAGACGUCUCAUGAAAAUUUAUCAUUUUUGAAUUGGAAAUGUCUCCAUGCUUUGUGUCUGGGGGGUGAGAGACUUGGAGAACUGAAUUGGUUAGAACACUUGAUAUGAAUGCGAACUUAAUCAGUUUAAUGGUUUGUUCUUAUAACUUCCUAACUUACCUUGGUCUUUUGUAGACUGGAGAUUUGUUUCUUGUUCUCCAGUUAACUGAACCAAGCUUCUCAGCUAAGUACAGAAGAGUAAAAGAGCAGCAAUUGAUAGUCAGACUGUCAUAAGUUUUCCCUUAUUUCGUUUAUUUGGUUUAAAGUUACUGAAGAAUGUGUGUGAUUUUGCUCGCUUUUUCUUUCCGACAGCCCUUUAAUGAAAGUUGAUAUUUUGUUCAUUGUUAUAAUUCCAAAGUUGUAGCUGUACCUCUGUACCAUUGAUGUCUGUUUGUUGCUAUUUUCAGUCUUGCAUUAAAGUUGCUCUCGACUUCGUUUCACCUGAAAAUCUUGGAGAGUGCAAUCGUUUGACUGAGGAAUUUCGUGCUCUUCCCCAGAACCACAAAGCUAAGGAGGAUAAGUUAGAGGUAAACUUGUGUUUGGUAACUUACUGGU